Candidula unifasciata is the source of this 624-nucleotide messenger RNA. The record is from the annotation of a GenBank genome assembly. NCBI's taxonomy places the organism in Eukaryota, Metazoa, Mollusca, Gastropoda, Stylommatophora, Geomitridae.
AUGAUAUUAUUUUUCUUUUUCAGACUAGUUGUGAUGGGAGCAGCUGGAGUUGGAAAGACGGCCAUCAUUUCUCAAUUUCUCUACGACCAAUUUGUUAGUGAAUACAAAGAAACAGUUGAGGAGCUGCACAGAGGCGAGUACGACAUGAAUGGUAUGCACCUGACCUUGGACAUUUUAGAUACAUCCGGUUCGUUGUGUUUUCCCGCCAUGAGAAAGCUGGCUAUCGACAACGGGGAUGCUUUUGUUCUAGUGUACUCUGUUGACAGCGAGUCGUCUUUCCAGGAAAUCUCCUCCUUAAGGCAACAGAUACUGGACGAAAGAAGCGACAAAGAUGUCCCUAUUGUGAUUGUUGCCAACAAAACAGACAUAGGCGUCUCCAAUAGAGCCAUUUUAUCAGAAACUGCAGAAAGCCUGGUGUGUAUGGACUGGGGAAACGGCUACGUAGAAGCUUCGGCCAAAGACAAUAUAAAUAUUGUGGGUAUCUUCAAGGAAAUCCUCAGACAAUCAAAGGUCAGGUAUGAACUCAGUCCUGCUGUCCGCAGGCGGCGGGAAUCAAUGCCAUCUACAACAGAUAAGAAAAAGAGCAAGCUGGCAAAGAGGAGAACACAGAGCAUUAACACAUAA